CGUUGCUGCUUUGUAAACAUCUUUAGGAGAGACAGUGACGAUGGUUUCGUGCUAGUGUAGUUAAACUAAUUGCCAUUUCAUUGCUUUUGUUUUCUACCCAAGUUGUUUCAUUACUUUUGUUUCCCCAUCAAAGUUAAGCCGUUAUAUUUUUCACUGUUUGUGCUCUUUGCUAAGGCACCGAGCGCUCGUUUGUGUCCGAACUUGCUGUGUGACGAACCAAUAUGGGGACGCCUACUAGUGACAGCGCAUGCCCGUUACGUACCAUCAAACGGGUUCAGUUUGGUGUAAUUGGUCCUGAUGAACUUAAACGUAUGUCUGUUACUGAAGGGGGUAUCAAAUACCCUGAAACAACAGAAGGUGGACGACCAAAGUUGGGAGGGUUGAUGGAUCCCCGCCAAGGAGUGAUUGAAAGGACUGGAAGGUGUCAAACAUGCGCAGGAAAUAUGACUGAAUGCCCUGGCCACUUUGGGCACAUAGAGCUGGCAAAACCGGUGUUUCAUGUGGGAUUCAUCAGCAAAACCAUCAAAGUUCUACGCUGCGUUUGUUUCUUUUGUUCCAGACUAUUGGUGGAUGCAAAUAAUCCCAAGAUCAAAGACAUCCUAACCAAAUCAAAAGGACAACCUCGGAAGAGGUUGACACAUGUUUAUGAUCUCUGUAAAGGGAAGAACAUCUGCGAAGGUGGUGAAGAGAUGGACAACAAGUUUGGUGUUGAACAGCCUGAGGGAGAAGAGGAUACUGCAAAGGAAAAGGGCCAUGGUGGAUGUGGUCGCUAUCAGCCUCGUAUCCGUCGUGUAGGUCUGGAACUGUUUGCUGAGUGGAAACAUGUGAAUGAGGACUCUCAGGAGAAAAAGAUUUUGCUAAGUCCAGAGAGGGUACAUGAAAUUUUCAAAAGAAUCUCUGAAGAGGAGUGUUUAAUUCUGGGAAUGGAUCCAAAGUAUGCCCGUCCUGAGUGGAUGAUCAUCACGGUGCUGCCAGUACCUCCACUUUCUGUCCGGCCUGCUGUUGUCAUGCAGGGAAGUGCAAGGAAUCAGGAUGACUUGACACACAAGCUAGCAGACAUUGUGAAGAUCAAUAACCAGCUACGUCGCAAUGAACAAAAUGGGGCUGCUGCCCACGUCAUAGCAGAUGAUGUCAAAUUGUUACAGUUCCAUGUGUCUACUAUGGUAGACAAUGAGAUGCCAGGGCUGCCUCGGGCAAUGCAAAAAUCUGGAAGGCCUCUGAAGUCCAUCAAACAGCGAUUAAAGGGCAAGGAAGGUCGUGUUAGAGGUAAUCUUAUGGGAAAACGUGUGGACUUUUCAGCUCGUACAGUCAUCACACCAGAUCCAAACCUGUCCAUUGACCAAGUUGGGGUGCCUCGAUCUAUUGCUGCCAACAUGACAUUUCCAGAAAUUGUUACACCUUUUAAUAUUGACAGGUUGCAGGAGCUGGUGCGUCGUGGUAACAGUCAGUAUCCUGGUGCCAAGUACAUCAUCCGUGACAAUGGAGAUCGGAUUGAUCUAAGAUUCCACCCUAAACCUAGUGAUCUUCAUCUUCAGAUUGGCUACAAGGUGGAGCGGCACAUGUGUGAUGGGGACAUUGUCAUUUUCAACAGACAACCAACACUCCACAAAAUGUCUAUGAUGGGUCAUAGGGUACGAAUCCUACCCUGGUCUACAUUUCGACUCAACCUCAGUGUGACCACACCAUACAAUGCAGACUUUGACGGAGAUGAAAUGAACCUUCACUUGCCUCAAUCCUUAGAGACACGAGCAGAGAUCCAAGAGUUGGCUAUGGUACCAAGAAUGAUAGUCACACCCCAGUCCAACAGACCUGUUAUGGGUAUUGUACAGGACACUCUUACAGCAGUCCGAAAAUUCACAAAAAGGGACGUUUUCAUGGAUAGGGGUGAAGUGAUGAAUUUGCUCAUGUUUCUCUCCACAUGGAAUGGGAAGGUUCCCCAGCCUGCUAUUCUGAAACCUCGUGCACUGUGGACAGGAAAACAGAUCUUUUCUCUCAUCAUCCCUGGCCACAUCAACUGUAUACGAACACACAGCACUCAUCCUGAUGAGGAGGACAGUGGGCCUUACAAACACAUAUCACCUGGAGAUACAAAGGUCGUUGUUGAGAAUGGUGAACUUGUCAUGGGCAUUCUGUGUAAGAAGUCUCUGGGUACCUCAGCAGGGUCACUCGUACACAUAUCCUAUUUGGAGAUGGGCCAUGAUAUCACACGUAUGUUUUAUGGAAACAUUCAGACAGUCAUUAACAACUGGCUGCUUAUUGAAGGUCACACCAUCGGUAUUGGAGACUCCAUUGCUGAUGCAAAGACCUACCAAGACAUUCAGAACACCAUCAAAAAAGCGAAACAGGAUGUGAUAGAGGUUAUUGAAAAGGCCCACAACAAUGAGCUGGAGCCAACACCUGGUAAUACUCUGCGACAAACCUUUGAGAACCAGGUAAACAGAAUCCUGAAUGAUGCUCGUGACAAAACUGGUUCAUCUGCACAGCAGUCCCUUUCCGAGUACAAUAAUUUCAAGUCUAUGGUGGUGUCUGGUGCUAAAGGAUCCAAAAUCAACAUCUCACAGGUUAUUGCUGUGGUGGGUCAGCAGAAUGUUGAAGGUAAACGAAUCCCUUUUGGUUUCAAGCACCGUACACUGCCACACUUCAUCAAAGACGAUUAUGGACCUGAAAGCAGAGGAUUUGUGGAGAAUUCAUACCUUGCCGGACUGACUCCAACAGAGUUUUUCUUCCAUGCUAUGGGUGGUAGAGAAGGUCUGAUUGAUACUGCUGUGAAAACUGCAGAAACAGGUUACAUUCAGAGACGUCUGAUAAAGUCUAUGGAGUCUGUAAUGGUGAAGUAUGAUGCAACUGUGCGUAACUCCAUCAAUCAGGUUGUGCAGCUACGUUAUGGAGAGGAUGGACUGGCAGGAGAAGCUGUAGAGUUCCAGAAUUUGGCCACAUUGAAACCAUCCAACAAGGCCUUUGAGAAAAAGUUCAAAUUUGACUAUACUAAUGAGAGGGCUAUGAGGCGAAUGCUGCAGGAAGAUGUAGUCAAGGACAUCCUGAGCAAUGCACUGAUUCAGAAUGAGCUGGAAGGAGAAUUUGAGAAGAUGAAGGACGACCGAGAAGUGCUAAGGGUUAUUUUCCCUACUGGUGACAGUAAGGUGGUGCUACCUUGUAAUCUUAUGAGGAUGAUUUGGAAUGCUCAGAAGAUUUUUCAUGUAAACACUCGGGUGCCAACUGACCUUCAUCCUUUGAAAGUGAUCACUGGCACAUCCAGGCGAGAUGGUGGGAGCAUUGGCUGCACAGUCACUGGGUGAGCCAGCUACACAGAUGACUUUGAACACUUUCCAUUAUGCUGGUGUGUCUGCCAAGAAUGUCACCUUGGGUGUGCCCCGUCUCAAAGAAUUGAUCAAUAUAUCUAAGAAGCCUAAGACUCCUUCUCUCACUGUAUAUUUGCUAGGGCAGUCUGCAAGAGAUGCAGAGCGGGCUAAGGAUAUUCUCUGUAGACUGGAGCACACAACGUUGAGGAAAGUGACUGCCAACACUGCCAUUUAUUAUGACCCGAACCCUCAGAACACUGUGGUGGCUGAAGACCAAGAGUGGGUUAAUGUGUACUAUGAGAUGCCGGACUUUGAUGUGACCCGUAUUUCUCCUUGGCUGCUUCGCAUCGAGUUGGACCGCAAACACAUGACAGACCGUAAGCUGACUAUGGAACAGAUUGCUGAGAAGAUAAAUGCAGGUUUUGGUGAUGAUCUGAACUGCAUCUUCAAUGAUGACAAUGCUGAAAAGCUGGUGUUGCGUAUCCGUAUCAUGAAUAGCGAGGAGAACAAGUACCAGGAGGAGGAGGAAGUAGUAGACAAGAUGGAUGAUGACGUUUUUUUGCGUUGCAUAGAGUCUAACAUGUUAACUGACAUGACACUUCAGGGAAUUGAACAAAUCAGCAAGGUAUAUAUGCAUUUGCCACAGACAGACAACAAAAAGCGAAUUAUUAUCACAGAGGAUGGAGAAUUCAAGGCAUUACAAGAGUGGAUUCUAGAAACUGACGGAGUAGGAUUGAUGAAAGUUCUAAGUGAGAAAGAUGUGGAUCCCGUCAGAUCAACUUCUAAUGAUAUUGUGGAGAUUUUCACAGUUUUGGGAAUUGAAGCUGUAAGAAAAGCUUUGGAAAGAGAACUGUACCACGUCAUCUCCUUUGAUGGAUCCUAUGUAAACUACCGCCACUUGGCCCUUCUUUGUGAUACUAUGACCUGCAGGGGUCACUUGAUGGCCAUCACCCGACAUGGUGUUAACAGACAGGAUACUGGACCAUUGAUGAAAUGCUCCUUUGAGGAAACGGUUGACGUGCUGAUGGAGGCUGCAGCCCAUGGAGAAUCAGAUCCCAUGAAGGGAGUAUCUGAAAACAUUAUGCUGGGCCAACUGGCCCCAGCUGGCACUGGAUGCUUUGAUCUGCUACUGGAUGCAGAGAAGUGUAAAUAUGGCAUGGAGAUUCCAACCAACAUCCCAGGCUUGGGCAUUGGAGGGCCUACGGGAAUGUUUUUUGGCUCUGCUCCAAGCCCUAUGGGUGCUCUUUCACCUGCUAUGACUCCUUGGGCUCCAGGAGCUACACCUGCCUAUGGAGCUUGGUCUCCCAGUGUUGGUAGUGGAAUGACUCCUGGUGCUGCAGGGUUCUCUCCUAGUGCUGCAUCAGAUGCCAGUGGGUUCAGCCCAGGGUAUUCCCCAGCUUGGUCACCCACUCCAGGGUCACCAGGAUCACCUGGACCAGCUAGUCCUUACAUCCCUUCUCCUGGUGGUGCAAUGUCUCCCAGUUACUCUCCUACUUCACCAGCAUAUGAACCCAGAUCACCUGGAGGAUAUACACCACAGAGUCCCAGCUAUUCUCCUACAUCUCCCUCAUACAGCCCAACAUCACCCUCGUAUUCUCCAACUAGUCCCAGCUAUAGUCCUACUAGUCCUAGUUACUCGCCAACCUCCCCUAGUUACUCACCAACUAGUCCUAGUUAUAGUCCUACGUCACCAAGUUAUAGUCCUACAUCACCCAGUUACAGCCCUACUUCUCCAAGUUACAGCCCUACCUCUCCAAGUUACAGCCCUACCUCACCAAGUUAUAGCCCUACUUCUCCUUCCUACUCUCCUACCAGUCCAAGUUACAGUCCCACCUCACCUAGCUACAGCCCAACAUCACCAAGUUAUAGUCCUACAUCACCUAGCUACAGCCCCACGUCACCUAGCUAUUCCCCUACUUCACCUUCCUACUCUCCCACUAGUCCAAGUUACAGUCCAACUUCGCCCAGUUACAGCCCUACCAGUCCCAGCUACAGUCCAACUUCACCCAGUUACAGCCCCACCAGUCCCAGCUACAGUCCAACUUCGCCCAGUUACAGUCCCACCAGUCCCAGCUACAGUCCAACUUCACCCAGUUACAGCCCCACCAGUCCCAGCUACAGUCCAACUUCACCCAGUUACAGCCCCACCAGUCCCAGCUACAGUCCAACUUCACCCAGUUACAGCCCCACCAGUCCCAGCUACAGCCCAACUUCGCCCAGUUACAGCCCCACCAGUCCCAGCUACAGCCCAACUUCACCCAGUUACUCUCCAACCAGUCCCAGCUACAGCCCAACCUCGCCCAGUUACUCUCCAACCAGUCCCAGCUACAGCCCAACCUCGCCCAGUUAUUCUCCAACCAGUCCCAGCUACAGCCCAACCUCGCCCAGUUACUCCCCAACAUCUCCCUCAUAUUCUCCAACAAGUCCAACAUAUUCACCCACCUCUCCAAACUAUACUCCCACUUCUCCGACCUACAGCCCUACCUCACCAAGCUACUCUCCAACCUCCCCAACUUACACACCUGCAUCUCCAAAUUACAGUCCGACAUCCCCCAGCUAUUCACCAACAUCUCCAAGCUACAGUCCAGCUUCUCCCAGCUACUCUCCCUCCAGCCCUCGCUACACCCCUCAGUCACCAACCUAUACACCUAGCUCUCCCAGCUACAGUCCAAGCAGCCCCAGCUACUCUCCCAGCAGUCCCAAAUAUACUCCAACAAGCCCAUCUUACAGUCCCAGUUCCCCAGAAUACACCCCAACCUCUCCAAAGUACAGUCCAACAAGUCCAAAAUACUCACCAAGCUCCCCAAAGUACUCUCCAACAUCCCCAACGUAUUCUCCAACUACUCCAAAGUAUACUCCAACCAGUCCAAAGUAUUCCCCAACCAGUCCAACCUAUUCCCCAACCUCACCAGUUUAUACCCCAACUUCUCCCAAGUAUACUCCCUCUUCUCCAGACUAUACACCCACAUCUCCAAAGUUCACUCCUCCUUCCCCCAAGUACUCUCCUACCUCUCCUACCUACUCUCCAACCUCUCCCAAAUAUACACCCACCUCUCCCAAAUACUCUCCUACUUCACCUACUUAUUCACCUACAAGUCCAAAGGGAUCAACCUAUUCCCCUACAUCACCUGGAUAUAGUCCUACUUCACCAACGUACAGUCCUACCAGCCCAGUGCUUAGUCCAGAAGACAGUGAUGAUGAUUGAGCACAAGAGAUUGACUGGCUUGUUAAAUACUGGCAUCCAGACUUGCAAGAAGGUAGCCAUGGACCAUUUUUGUUUUUUGAUUCUUACCCUAUUAUAUGCCAGCGAGACACACUGAUCUGUGAAAUCUACAGGACUAAAACAAAAGUGGCUCAUGCAGAAGACAUUGUGUUGUGAAACCAAGCAAGUUUUCCUGACAUCUUUAGCCCUCUGUAAAGUGAAACUGGUUUUAAGGACAGAAUCAUUUAGCUGCACACCAUUUCCAAUGACCACUUCUUCCAGGACUCUGGGAAUUUGACAUUUAAAAGCUUCAGACUUUCUCAAGUUGUCAACAUGAGAAUUUUUUUGUUGAAUUCAUUGUUAUCCAUAUCCUGCUGGUAGGGCAUUAUCUUUCAGCCUUAGAAUUUUUUGGAACUAGUGAAGGAUCUAAAAUGGUGUUUAGCAGUGACGCCGAGACCUAAAAUGUUUAAUCUUAUUGUUUUCUCUUGAGAUGUUGCACUUGAGUAUUUUAUGUGUUAUAGUAGGUAGGGUACUGUUCAUUCUUGACCCCUUAUCUGUAUUUUGUGUUCAGCUGUAAAGUAUGAAGAAAAUGUUUUCAUUUCACUUGUUCUGUGUUAAAAAAAAAAAAAAAAAGCACAGCACUGUUUUUAACUAGACACUUGGUAAUGAGUUCUGCCAUAGUUGGUGGCAGAAGUCAACAAAUUUUUAGUUUUCAACAUGUAGGAGCUAAUUGAAACGGUUGCAAUACAGCCUUGUAAGCAUUCUGUGUAAUGAGCUGAUUACAUUUGGACAUACUAACAAAUAUAGAAGUUUGAACCUGUGUGAACAGAACAAAGAAAAGCCCGCAGUGGGACUUUAGAACAUUUUAUGUAUUGUAGUAUACAUAUGUUAAAUAAGCAUAUGCUUCUUGGCCCAUUUGGUAACCUCUGAGAUGCAGGUUUUAUUUUGUAUGUCUGAUUUACAGACAGUUAUUCACUUUUUCAGAACAGACUUUGCAGAGGAGUUAAUUUGUUGUCCGGUUUCUAAAAAAGUAUUCUGAUUUAAUUUUGUGUUUCUUAUUUUUAAGUUUGUGGACGGUCUCCCACAGUAGUGCCUCAUAAAGACCUGUACUUUAGAAGAGCAUAACAAAUCUGUUAAGCUCUAAUCACUUUUUCUUUCAGAAAUGAUAGUGUGCUGGUGGGAAUUAAUAUAGAACAUUGAAACGAAAAAUAUCAAUAUUUUAUGUAGUUGUGCCACAUUUCAAGGUGGAAAUAAGAUUUGGAUUUUUAUUGUAUUUAUUUUAUUAAUGAGCCAGAGCAACUUUUUUUUCCAGAUAACCCAUGUUCAAACAAGUAAGAACGUUUUGUCUGCAUAUAAAUUAGAAAAUAUCACUCCUACAUAGAAGUGUUAGAUUUCUCCCUUUUGAGAGGCCUUUGAUUUGAACAGUUAGCAUUUUCUAAAUGUUCUCAACUGUUCAGCUGUGUUUCUUUUUGUUUUUUGAAAUCUAUAGGUUAAUAGAGCCCAUCAACAGAAGUUUGGGAAAUUUUAUCCCAGCACUUGAAGUAUGGAGCAGGAAUAGAAGAUUUUUUCUGUUAAGCUAGGGGUGCACUGCUUUUCUUGUAAUGUUCAUGAAAGGGUAGUCAGGUAAUUUGAUCACUGCUUAAAAUGAUAUGUAUGUACAUAUAUCUAUAUGUAUGUG
Protopterus annectens (West African lungfish) is the source of this 8179-nucleotide messenger RNA. RefSeq names its product RNA polymerase II subunit A (gene POLR2A). Gene Ontology annotation, molecular function: DNA binding. Gene Ontology annotation, cellular component: RNA polymerase II, core complex. Lineage: Eukaryota; Metazoa; Chordata; Ceratodontiformes; Protopteridae. Gene Ontology annotation, biological process: transcription by RNA polymerase II. The record is from RefSeq and is a predicted model, not a curated record.